AUGUACGUACAGAAGCAUUACAUCCCUAGCAGAAAAGACAAGGACAGGCUGUACCUUUUUAAUAAGGUUACUAUUUAUAAAAAUCAUUUUGACAAAUAUGAAGAAAAAAAUGAUGAGAAAUUGUCCAAUUUGAAGAAAAUCCUGAAGAUAUAUGAAAACGUAACGACGGACGAAAAGAAGAAGCUGUACGAAUUGAUAAAGUUCUUUUCCUUCACCCAAGGAGGAUUUCAAAAUGACAAACUGAGACAAAAGUUGUGGCUACUCCUACUCGGAUUUAACAUCAAUUUGUCGAAAGAAAAAAACUAUAAUGAUCACCCCAUAUCUAUCCUUUGUAUGAAACAUAAAAACAAAUUUAAAUUUGUGAAUUCGGCUAAACACUUUAAAUUAAAAUGGAUCAAAGAGGAGGACAGGGCGGGUGAUUGGCACCCGCGUCAAUGUGCCAAUGAUGAUUUGCGCCACAAAGGAAAGCUUACGCCAAGCGCGCAUAGUCAAAAUAAUAUUUACUAUUAUGAUAAUUUUUCGUGCCCCCGGAAGAAGGAAUUUGUUUUCAGCUGCCGGGUAAGUGAUGAAGGAGGUGUACAUACCCCUUCGGUUGACCAGGGGGGACGAUCACCCUCUGACACAGGUGCCUCCAUGGAGGGGUGCCUAUCAAUGGGAAGAAUCAAAUCAGGCCAUACAGACAAAGUCCAAUGCGGAAACAAAGCAGCUGCACAUGAUGGCCACUUGCGUAACCGCAAAAGCACGCGCGCGAAGAAGACAUUGUACCUGAAGGAAAAGGACGAGAAGCGUCAUAACGCAUGUCCGUCGGCACCCCCAAGCUGCUCCUCAAGGACAUCCUCAACACCAUCCAGCAGGACGGGACUGUUAUGUAUCCCUGCCAUGGAAGAAGUAGACCACUGCGCGUCCGAUAAUUUGCUCUACCCAUUGGACGGUUUUAUUUCCUCGACCAGGUCCUUCACAACUUCGUCCGUGUUAUCAUUCACCUCGAACUGCUCAGACGACAUGGGCAUGGUGGGCAGUAAGUCGAGAAGCAGGCACAAGAUGCGGCACCCCCCUCUGCAUUUUUUCAGUAGCUCCCACUCGAUCGACGGCACACGGCAGGGGUACAACAAGGGGAAUAAAGCGCUUAGAAGGAAAUCAGCAAGUAAGAGGGCAAAUGUCCCUCAAAACAAAAAUAAUUAUGAUAAAACAAAAAAUGUAAAAUUUAUUAUAAAAUUGUUAAAGGUCAUUUAUAAAAAUAUGUUGGAGGUGGAUUUGUACAUAGUGGAUUACAUUCUUCGAAAAAAUCAGACAAGUGAGGACAGCAAUAUUUUGUCCUACUUAAAAUAUAACAUUGAACAUAAUUACAAUUUUAAUUCAAACCUUAAUAAGUGGAUAAUUGACAGCGUGCUACUGGACGAAAAUGAAAGAGUGCAGGUGAAGAAGGAUGUUAAAAGAAGUGUAAACACGUGGAACAUACACAAGUACAACAUAUACGAAAUAAAAAAAAAGUAUCAAUAUAUUUUGAAAAAUGUUAUUUGUAGUAUCCUGUAUAAACACUCAAAUAAAAUUUAUUACGCCCAGGGCGUACACGACGUUUGUCUCGUUUUCAUCACUUUAUACUUUCAUAACUUUUUGAGGAGGUACAAAAAGUACGUCUUCUUGGAGCACUUCAUAUCCAAGUUUGUUGUAAACAAAAUUUGUGAUUUGAUUUUUUCAAAGUUAACAAAUGAGUGUAAUGAGCACCAUCCCCCGGAUGGGUAUAACACUCAGGUUUUUUUUCCACAGGAAGGAUGUGUAAGGGAACAGGAAGCGAACAUCUCCUUCCCCCUUGGACAUAAUAAUGAACAUAGGGAGGCGAAUGGAAAGUCCACACCCCGGAAGCGGAAGGGAAGAAAUAUUGAAGCAAACAUUUUCCAAAACAACAUUAUCGAUAUGUUUCUCAUGGAGGAAAAGUACAUUGAAAAAAUAUGCCUGUUGAAUAAUAUUAACCUGGAAAGGUAUAUAAAGUAUAAAAAAAAAAAAAAAAAAAAAGAGUACAUGGUGUACCUCCUAUGCGAGCGCUUUCUCCUUUUUUAUAUGAUUGAUUAUUUGACCUUGUCCCUGGACGUGUCGAUUAACAACACCUUCAAGAGUAUUGGCUUGCUGCUCAAGUAUAUGGACAACGAGGUGUACGAUGUGUUCUGCCUUGUCCAAAAGGAACAACAGUAUGAAAACAUGAAAUAUGCUAAUCGAAGUGAGAGGGCCAGUGUUGUAGGUCGAGGUUACAGCAAUGAGGAAAGAGGCAUCAAUAGAGGGAAAAAGACACAGAGUGACUCCAAAAGUGAUACUAACCAAAUGGACACUAAGAGGAACUCCCUCAAGCUAAGUGGCACCGAGUUCUUCUUCUGCCUAAGUUGGGUUGUAACAUACUACUCUCACGUGUUCACGGAAUUUGAGAAGCUCGCCAGGAUUUUCGACACACUGCUCUCCAACGAUGGCAUUUUUAUAAUCUACUUCACCAGCUCAAUCAUUUUGCACAAAAAGGAGCAACUCAUACAAAUAGCUAACAAAAAGAAGAAGGACAUGCUCUACAAUAAUAUGUACACAGAAACGCAUUACAUUUUUCAAAACCUCAAAUGGCAGGAUAUGAAUGUGGACAACAUAAUUAAAAAAACCUACUACUAUAUGAAUUAUAAAAUUCCACAGGACAUUUUUUUGGAGAAGAUAAAACAGAAAAUAUCCUUCCCUCCAUUUUCCCCCAUAUAUAGCCACCCUUUCAUUUUGCACUACUUCCAUUAUCAGAAGGAGAGGGAAGAGUUGCGCAACAGGUCGGUGGACAAGACUAUUCGCAGCUUCUACACGUACAGCAGGGGGAGGGGCGGGGGUGACAAUCCUGAUGAGGGGGAGCAACAUGUACAGACAGAACAACCGCAGGACGAGAACGCGUGCAGCCUGCACGUCCCACCCAGCAAAAUGAAAACGUACGACGAGUACAUCCACCAUCUGCUGGACAAGCAGAGCGGGGGGGAGUCCAAGGAAAAAAGGACGAACCCAUUAUUGAGGGGAAAAAAGUACAGCACAGACGACAACAACAUCUACCUCCACUACCCGUACUCAAUUCUCUGCAACCACUUGGAAAUGAAUAAAGAAAUUAUAAAAAAGCACCUGAUCGUCGAGGACUUUUUCCAAUAUGUGUUCUACGACUUCAUCGUAAGCUACAAGGACAUCUGCAACAAGCACAAAAUAAAGUCCAAGAAAAAAUGCUACAUCAUUCAAUACAUAAAAGUUAAGGGCAAAAGGGAACACCUAUUGAUGAAGAGAAAAAAAAAAAAAAAAAAAAACAAGUAUGAAAAAAUCCUGCACAGAAUGGCAAAACAUGUUACCUUUUUAUAUCUACACAAAUGUAGAAAGGAAAAAAAACACAAAAAAUAUAUUUACAUGAAUUUUGUCACCAAGGGGAAAAAAAACACAUCAUCCCUCUCCUUUCACAAUUUGGCGCAUCACAAACGUAAUCAAAAAACAAUAGCCAUCAUCCCCCCCAUUUAUAAAUACAUUGUCCAAGAUAGCCUUGUUAUGAAGAAUUUGGGCCUCGCCUCCAAAAAAAACAAGCUCAAUAAAACGGCAGAAAAAGACAACCUCCAGAAGCAGCAGAAGCGCCUGCCCUACAUAUACAACCUACUUAAAACCUCCAUUCAAGACUCCCCCUAUGUGAAUUUCUUUCUGUUUUUUUUUGUGGUGUCCCUGUUCUCCUCUUUGUUGUACUACCACCGCUGA
This is a messenger RNA of Plasmodium fragile, 3735 nucleotides long. RefSeq lists its product as uncharacterized. NCBI's taxonomy places the organism in Eukaryota, Apicomplexa, Aconoidasida, Haemosporida, Plasmodiidae. The record is from RefSeq and is a predicted model, not a curated record. Gene Ontology annotation, cellular component: endoplasmic reticulum membrane. Gene Ontology annotation, molecular function: GTPase activator activity. The transcript has 2 exons. Gene Ontology annotation, biological process: endoplasmic reticulum to Golgi vesicle-mediated transport; positive regulation of GTPase activity. The coding region runs from base 1 to 3735 and encodes 1244 amino acids.